Dermatophagoides pteronyssinus (European house dust mite) is the source of this 528-nucleotide messenger RNA. RefSeq lists its product as uncharacterized. NCBI's taxonomy places the organism in Eukaryota, Metazoa, Arthropoda, Arachnida, Sarcoptiformes, Pyroglyphidae. The record is from RefSeq and is a predicted model, not a curated record.
AACUGAACAAACAAAAAAUGUAUUCGAAAAUAUUGUUCUUGAAUUUGAUUGGAGCAUUAUUGAUGAUAAUGGCCAUUCAUUGUGAUAUACCGGAUCCGAUGGAAGGAUUUAAACCAGUGGAUUUAAAUGAUACUACAGCGAAAAAUGCAUUGGAAAAAGCGUUGAAAAAUGUGGAACAACAAAUGAAUGAAAAUAUAAAUUCAACUCAUCUUUAUCGAGUCAAAGACAUUGAACAUGCUCAUUCGAAACAAAACAUUGCAUAUAAAGUUGUAUUUUUAUUUGGUGAAACGAAAUGUAAGAAAACUGAUAUCGAUCAUAUUGAUUCCUGUGAAUUUAUCACUGGCCAGAAUAAAGAUUGUGGUGCUGAUAUUCGACAAAUGUCGCAUGAUAGUUGGGGAUUGGCUGAAUUUAUAUGUUUACAAAAAUGAAUUUGAUUAUUUCCAGAAUAAUCAAAUUAUAAGUUUGUUUCAUUUUUUUACAAUUGAUUAUCACAAAAAAUAUUCAUGAAUAUACCAGGUAAACAACAAU